Messenger RNA from Dreissena polymorpha, 3897 nucleotides. Its product is annotated as protein FAM76B-like. NCBI's taxonomy places the organism in Eukaryota, Metazoa, Mollusca, Bivalvia, Myida, Dreissenidae. The record is from RefSeq and is a predicted model, not a curated record. The coding region runs from base 118 to 1401 and encodes 427 amino acids. The transcript is spliced from 8 exons.
CGCAUGCUCGCAGCUGAACACUUUAAACUUCCGGUGUGAAAGUCAAAGUAGCAACUGAAAGAAUAAGUAAUUAUCUCAAAAUUGUGAAUAAAAACACAUCUGUUUAUCAAGUGUAUCAUGGCAGCUCUAUUCGCCUGCACCAAAUGCCACGAUCGGCACCCGUUUGAUGCGUUAUCUUCUUCAGAACAGCUGUGUAAGAAAUGCAGAAACGUUCAGCCAGUAGUGAAAUGUUCUUUAUGCCGUUCAGAAUUCACACCUGGGGAGAAAGGCUCAACCAGCAGCAGUUGUCGGCAUUGUAACUACAACCUGAAAGUAUAUGGAGAGCCUUCUGUUUGCCGCUACUGUAACCUGACUGCGGCUUUUGUGGACAAUAAGUGUCAGCGAUGCACUGCCUAUGAGAAGAAGUUUGGCAACCCAGCUCCGUGUGAGCAGUGCAAAAUGAAGGCAGCCUUCGACAGGACGGAUAAAGCAAAAUCAAAAGUGCAUGGCAGGGUUUUAUGCUGGUUGUGCACCUUGGCCUACAAACGUGUUCUACAGAAGGCAAAACAAAAGCAAGAAGAGAAGAAACAGGGUAUGCGAUCAAAUCCCAGCAGCUUUGAUAAACUGGACAAACUUGACAGUAGUAAGUCAGAAAAUACUGCUGGGACCCCAAUAAACAGUCGAGAUAAAAUCUCGCCCUUUGAAAGCAAUUUUCAAAACGCCAAAACGACCCCUCAACCCCAGAAAGACUCUAUUUCCAUGUUGAAUCUCUCGGUUGGUGAGAAAUCUACGCCGCCGUCUUUUGCUUCGUCAUUUGAUUUUCUCCGUGAAAACAAGGAAGAAAAGAGCAACGCUUCCAAAGAUGAAAAACUGGAGGGGCAUGAAAAGGAACACAACAAGCAUCGACAUCACCACCACCAUCAUCACCAUCACAAGAAACACCAUAAGAGAUCUCACAGUCCCAAUUCGCCAAACAAGCGUCCCCGAAUUGAGAACAGCGACUCCAAUGGACUUCCUGGGUCAUUGACCCCCAACAAGACCUCUCUGCUGACCACAGAGAAGUCCCCCGUGGACCCCAACAGCUCGGAGCAUAUCAUCGCCAUCAACAGGCUGCAGGAGCAGCUGGAUAACAUGAAGAAACAGCUCUCUAUGAAGGACCAACAACUUCUUGAGAAGGACAAAAAGAUAACAGAAAUCAAGGCAGCACAGUACGAGAGUGAGAAGAGUUUCCGAACAAAGCUGACAGAUUUGUCCAAGAAAAGCAGCGAGACCAUUGAGACACUCCAAAGUAAAAACCGUGACCUUGAGAAGAAGAAUCGUGACUUGACCAAGCAGGUACAGACACUGUCCAAGGGUAAAAAGGCAAGCAUCCUUGCCCAAAGCAACAACAGCAACACCAACAGCCCCAACAUCAGCUCAUAGAUGUGUACUUGUCUUCUAAUGCUGUGUAUAUGUGGGGCAAGGGCAUUACUGGGUCUCUGGCAAUUUGGCAAUUAUGUAUUUGAAUUCUUAAGCUAUUUCAAAGUCACAGGGUUUCCAGUAAUUUGUUAAAUUUGUGUUUGUAUCAGGACUGGGAGGACUCUGAGGUUGUGUUGAUGUUACCCAUAUCCAAAAACUGCACAUUUCAGCGGCAUGUAAUCAAAUUUAAUGCGUAAAUAACCUUUUCUUCUAGCCUUGGUGUUAUAAGCAGCCUUAAGAACCAGUGAAAAGUUUUAAAUUGUGUGAGGAAAGAGGUUUAAAUAGCAAUACUCUUGUUUGGCUUAUUAGGAUAUGGCUAUUGUCAGGAAUGAGCAACUUGUACUUUAAUUAAAGUACUGACUUACUGGUUGCAUUUCUUCAGUACUUAUCUUGAAGCAUGAAUUAAAAUUAUAGUGCUCGCUUGAGUGCUGCAGAAGAAGUCAGUUAGGAGAAUGUCAUGGUAGUGUUUUAAAUUCUGUAAGCCUUCUUGCUCAAAUCAUCAGUCAUUUUAAUUUUAUAAAGAGAGACAUGCAUUUUGGAUGAAGGCCUUUAUUUUCCACUUGUUAAUUGAAAGCACAAUAAAUUGUAACGACAUUUCUUGAUGGAGAAGUAUAAAUCAGUUUACAAACUUCAUCAAUUGAUUUGUUCUUCAGACACCAAUUAAGUUGAUUUUGAUAAGUAACAAUAUUUUUGUUAAUUCUUCUUCAAAUCUGUUUACAAGAAAUUGGCAUGGCAUGGUAUCAAUAUGACUGACUUUCACCUUAGCAACAAAUCUAUAUGGUUCGAAGUACAUGUAUUCAAUUAAUUUUAAAAAUUCUCUCAUAAGUCAAGCUAGGACCUUAAGGAAUAUUUCAAAUAUAUUUAGGCACCUGUUGCAAUUCUUGGCAAAUAUAAUUAAGAUUUUCAUGACUUCAAAGUAUAUUGUGUGAUAAACCUAAUGACGGGUGUUUCAUGUGUUCAUUUUUGGUUGUACUCUUUAUAGUAAAAAUUUGUAGUCAACUUUGUUGCAUUUCAUUGCAUGAGAGUGAGUUCUCCUGUAAAUAGUUGUCUGUUGUUAGUGUUGUUUAUUACACGGUUAGGCUGUAUUGUGAUUACUAUUAACCCAAUGUUAUGAUUGGUAGUUAUUUAACUUUGGCUUUUACCUGAUAGUGAUGAUUUUGUGGGAAUACUGUAUUACUUAAUUUCUUUAAAACAAACUGUAUUCAAGAGUUACCUGUAAAGUUUGAAGUUAAUUAUAAUUUUCACCGUUAAAUUUGAAAGUUUAUCAACAACAAUUAUUUAUUGUGUUAUCAUAUUAUAAGACAAAGGUAUCAGUUUGCUCAAUGUAGUAAAAUUAUAUUUGUAAGCACUUCAUAGAUUGUAUAUUUAGUAUCUUCUGCUUUAAUAUAAAAAACACCUUCUGCAUAACAUGUUUUUUUAAUUAGUUUUUACCUUCCUUAUUUCGUAGUCAUUGGAAAUUUAUAUUUUGAUUAAUAAUUUCUUUUAAAAAUUGCAUUAUUGAUAGUUUUGAUACUCACUCCUCUACCCUCCAAAACAAAAUAUACCAAAUACAUGUAAGAUGUCUCAUAGACAAAAUAAUUCUAACAUGUAAUGUAUAUCAACACUGGAUUUCAAUAUUUAAAGCUUGAUAUUUGGCUUAUGUUUACCAUAAAUGGAUGUUCUUACCAUAAAAAAGUCAGUCCAUGAGCUGUUUGUAAUAUUAAUUAUUUGUAAUUCAUUUUUCCCCCAGCUAAAACAAUGUAUCUGUAAGUUUGUUCUGCUUUGUUAUAAAUAAUGGUUCACAGCCAUGAGGCAUCGCAUUCAGCAGAUUUGUAACUUAUAAGAGUAUUCAAACAAUUAGAGAUUUGAUUCAUUUUACUAUGACAACAAAAUGAAAAUCGUCAUACUUGUAUGGGACAAAAUGUCUGUGAAAUCAAACAAAUCAUGAUAUAUGUUAUUAAAAUGAUGUUUAAAGUGACUCAAUUUGAUUGCACUUAAACUUUAAUUUCUAUAUUUCUCUGUAGAAAAGAUAUUAUAAUGUAUAAUAUAUAUAUAUAUGCACAAAUGUGUAAACACAAUUAAUGUAAAAUAUGUUUUUUUUUCAGUGAAUAUGUAGUAAAAAAUCCAUAUUAAAUAUUUGUAUGGUGAUUUGAGUGAUUUUACUGAAAUUUAUAGUGUCUUAAGUGUGUUAACAUUUCUUCAGAACUAACUGCUAAAGCUUUAAAAUAUAGUUAUUUGGUGCAUUGUUCACUAAAUUAUAUUUUCAAAAUGAUCUUGUACAUAUUAUCUUAAAUAUGCAUAUUAUUUUAUCAAAAAUUGUUUUUAUUCUAUGUUUACAUGGAGGUUUUAUUCCUUUUUUAGAAUUUACUGAAAAUAAUGUAAAUGCAUCUGUCAAAAUUUUAAAUGUAAAUUAUUUGAUUCCCAUAUUCGUUUGUAUUUGAUAUUUAAUGACUUGAAUAAAUAAACCGUAUGUUGGAACUA